UUAAACAUAUGUUUUACUUAUUGCUUGUUUUUUCAAUGAGUGUUUCAUUUAACUUCGCACAUGAAGACAAGAAUCAUUGGUUCUAGCAUGUUUUUUGCAGUGGGAUAGACAAAGCAGAAAAUAUAACUUAUUCUAAACACUCAUUAAUCUUUUAUCAGUAUUUCUGAGUAUGCACUUGUAAAUGUACACAGAUAGUUUUCUAAUGUUUGUUGACAUUGUUAUCCAAAGAAUUUAAAUGUGUAUCUAAUAGUUUUGUGUGAACUCUUCUAUGUUGGUUGAGGUGCAAGGGGACAAAGCUACACUACAAUAUAGAAUGGUGAACUUCAUAUUUUUACAGUCUCACUUGGACUAGGAAUUAUUGUGUAGCUGAAAUGUCAGAACUGGUUGAUAAAUUAUGCUAUUAUCUGUCUGUAUAUUAAGAACAAACUAGGAAAUAUGAUUCAUUGCUCAACGAUUAACUGAGUUAUCUAUCAAAAAAUUAAUGUUUCCUGAGGAAAUCUUUAUGAGAGGAAUUUUCCUAGGUUCAAACUCCACAGAACAGCAAGAGCUACAUAAAACAUUUAUACUUGAUGACAUUUAAUUACAGUUUGCUCACAGAGAUUUCAUUCAUUUCAUUUGAAUCUGGAGAGGGCUUCGAGAAAUUUAUUCUGUAAAUAAAUGACAGAAUGCAUAUUACCCAUAAUCUUUAUAUAGUGCAUUAUGUUUAUAUUAAUAAAGAUAAUAUGAAGCGACGCUAGAAAUCUCAACAUCAAUCUUCGUCAUUAAAUCCUGCAAAAAACAUCCCAUACACAUUUUACUCGAAACUCGCAUAAAUUUCUGCUUUAGAAUUUUCAACCUUAUUGCUGAUGGCGCAUUGAAUAUUUAUCAGUGAUAUGUAAACGAGUCUACAGAGUUCUUUGUAUGUAGGUGUUGGAGGAUUUGGCAUCUCUCGUGAGCGCUGAACAUGUCGGAUCAGCAGUGCGUGUGACGAUAGCGAGGCAGCGCAAACGCGCGCGACCGCUAGCCUCCCUUACACCCGAGUAUUCCGUUGUGAUUUGAAAUCAUCUCACUUGUAAUAUUGCGCACCCGUGUUGCUAUGUUUAGUUUGGCAGAUGUUUGGAAUUCCACCGCUUUUACAAUAUCCAAAGAAGCUUUCCGCUUUAUUUAAUAAGCGUUCUGUAUUUCAAUAAUAUUCAAUUAAUAACACAUAAAGUAGUAUUCGUCUCAGUCGUGUUUCGCAUAAGAAAAGCCUUAUCAAGCCAGAACAGAAUAAUCUAAUUUGACGUUGAAAUACUAGAAACCAAAUGAAGGAGCUCCUUAAGAUAAAUCUUAGUGACACUCGGGAUUCGGGUCUCGUCCGUCUUGCGACGAGUUCCAAUCAAUCUCGAUCCUUCGCCGUCGGAUCGUAUCUCUUAACUUCCAUCUCAUAUAUCGGCACUCAUUACGAAGAUUUUACACAUAUUUCUUUCUAUCGUGUGCCACUUGUAUGUCCCCGUAUCAUUUGAUGCGCUUAUUAUGUUAAUCUUAUGGAAUAACUAAUACAAAUUUUCUCUGUAUAGAACGCAAGAGUGUCUGUUAUCUGUUUCCACUGACGCAACUUUCACUAUCACAUGUAUGCUCCACAAUUGCAGAUACAUCUGUUUUAUAUCGACACGAUUAAACAUCGGCUCGACCUUUGUCGGUAUUUACGUCACUAGCAUCAGAAUUUUGACAAGUUUAUCUCAAAAGGUUAUUAAUAAAACAAGGAUUUAAUUAAACGUGCUUAGGUUUCGCGAACUGGUAAAAUCUAGUUGGCUUGUUAUGUGAUGUUUUGAUUGAUUUUGUGCAAUGUUUCGAUCCGGAAAAUGGUAUACUCGUCCAGAGAAGCAGUUAUCGGCCCUCGCAUCGGGGCCUCCUCCUCCAGCGCCCAUCGUACCCCGUUCCGCAGAUGGCCCCCGCCCCCCCGGCUGGAACGGCCAGCCUCGGAGGCAUGGCUCCAGCAGGUUCAACGUGCACAACCACAACCAAGAACUCGUCAAACUGCCACCCAUGAAAGAUGCACCAGCUGCGGAACGCGAACAGCUGUUCGUUCAGAAGCUGCGGCAAUGCUGCCUUCUGUUCGACUUUGCGGACGAGCCCCUCUCCGACCUCAAAUGGAAGGAGGUGAAGCGGGCAGCUCUGCUGGAGAUGGUCGAGUACGUGACGUCACAGAGAGGCGUCAUCACAGAACCUAUAUACCCGGAGGCGGUUAAUAUGUUCGCAAUAAAUCUAUUCCGAACAUUACCGCCGUCGUCGAACCCCAACGGGGCGGAGUUCGACCCCGAGGAGGACGAGCCGACGCUGGAGGCGGCCUGGCCCCACCUGCAGCUCGUCUACGAACUGUUCCUGCGGCUCCUGGAGUCGCCAGACUUCCAGCCCAACCUCGCCAAGAAAUAUAUAGACCAGAAAUUUGUAUUACAGCUAUUAGAACUCUUCGACUCGGAGGACCCGCGGGAACGCGACUUCCUGAAGACGACGCUACACAGGAUAUACGGCAAGUUCCUAGUGUUGCGCGCAUACAUAAGGAAACAAAUCAAUAAUGUGUUCUAUAGGUUUAUAUACGAGACAGAGCAUCACAACGGCAUCGCGGAACUGCUGGAGAUCCUCGGCUCCAUCAUCAACGGGUUCGCGUUGCCGCUCAAAGAGGAACACAAACUCUUCUUAUUGAGGGUACUAUUACCGCUGCACAAAGCGAAGUCCCUCUCGGUGUAUCAUCCGCAGCUCGCGUACUGCGUGGUGCAGUUCCUCGAGAAGGACCCCUCGCUCACACAGCCUGUUGUUAGGGCAUUGUUAAAAUAUUGGCCGAAAACACACUCGCCGAAAGAAGUGAUGUUCUUGAAUGAGAUGGAAGAGAUCCUGGACGUGAUCGAGCCGGCGGAGUUCCAGAAGAUUAUGGACCCACUGUUCAAGCAGCUCGCGAAGUGCGUCUCCAGCCCACACUUUCAGGUGGCAGAGCGCGCUCUGUACUACUGGAACAAUGAGUACAUAAUGUCUUUAAUAUCGGACAACGCGACGCACAUCCUGCCCAUAAUGUUCCCGUCGCUGUACCGCAACACCAAGAGCCACUGGAACAAGACCAUCCACGGGCUCGUGUACAACGCGCUCAAGCUCUUCAUGGAGAUGAAUCAGAAACUCUUCGACGAGUGCACGCAGCAGUACAAACAGGAGAAACAGAAGGAGCGCGAGCGGCUGCUGCAGCGCGAGGAGGUGUGGCGCUCGCUGGAGGCGCGCGCGGCCGCCUGCCCCGCCGCGCCCCGCGCCCCCGCCGCGCCCCGCGCCCCCGCCGCGCCCCGCGCCCCCGCGCCCGCGCCCCCCGCGCCCGCCGACGACAGCCCGCUCGCGCCGCUCUCCUACCAGCGCAUCGAGCACGAGGCGCAGGAGCUCCGGAAGCAAGGGUACAACGCGAGCAAGCCCCUCCUCCGCAAGAAGUCGGAGCUGCCCGCCGACUCCACGACGGUGAAGGCGCUCAUCGAGCACAAGCGCGCCGACCCGUACCUGUCCACUCCGCCCGACGUCAACCAGUGCUAGCGACACACACACACACACACACACACACCGCUCCCCUCGCGUGGUCCUAGCGCGCCCGCUCCCGCCACACCAGCCGCGCACUGUCAUGGCUGCCGACCAAUGUUGUUCAAAACUGUUCAAUCAAGGCUGACCCCUACGAAAAGGUAUACGUGAAUAUGGCUCUGGAGUGCGUUUCAACAAACACUACUUCAAAAUCGACGUUAAGACCACACUCAAAUAUACACAGAACUAUUAACGGCCUUAACAAUUUUAACUACAAUCAAUACAAUAUGUUUAAACAAAAUUUAUACGGACUGUAAUAAUAAUAAUCAAGACGUGAUUUGAAGUGCCGGACAUUGGACCGCCGGUAACACCGCGGACGGAACCCGAGUGUGCGAGCGAGAGGACGCUAUAAGAGUGACACGAGUGACGCAUUGUGGUCUAUAUUGAAUAGUUAGUACACAUAAUUAUAUUAAUACGGUAGUGUCCUUUUGUUGAUGUUUUAUAUCCACUUAGGUCGACAAUCGCGGGCGACUAGCGUGCUCGCUCACCAAUCAGAAGCCGUGUGCUUUUGCUCCGGACUGCCUGAUUGGUGGGCUAUCACGCCAAGUAAAUUGCUACUUAAAUGUACUCGAAAGCACUGCUGUUAUUUAAUUGUAUUAUAAUCUAAAUGAUGUUUCUACCGUCAUUCGGCGCGUUGUCGACCUGUAUUAUACAGAGUGAUGCAAAUUGUGAGAGUGUCUGGAAACGUAGUUUUCUUUAUGUGGUCUUUUACAAAUAUUUAACGAUUGCUUACUCAGUACGUUGAUGGGAUUUCGUUUUUCUUUCACUCUAACUUGAUUGAGGUAAUGAAAAAUGUAAUUUCUUUGUCAAUACAAUUUGUACUGUUCAAGUUUGGUGUAGACCUCGUCCCUGUGCUGAGAGGGGACGAAUCAUUUCAAUAUGCAUCACAAAGCGCCUUGCUUUCGUACCUUGUAUUUACUUAUUCUUUUUUAAAUGUAAGUAACAGGUUUAUACACCAUUCCACUGCAGAACCACCUACGAAAUGUUUUAGCCCAAUCGUGUAUUAAUUUAAUUGUAUUUAGAUGUAUAAUCAUGUUGAUUUAAACGCCAUAAUGUUUUGAUAACGGGAGAUCAUCAGUUGCGAUUGAAUACGUACAUAAAUAAUAAUCUGUGUAUAUGUGUAUUAAAAUAUAUAUCAAUCUAUAUGUAUAUAGACUAACAAUACCAAUUGAUAGUCUCCCGACACUUAUUAAAUCUUUAAUUUAUUAUUUAUAGAAACCAAAUACAUGAACACAUAUAUGUUUGUACUGAUACUAUUCGUUUGACAUAGAUAUCAUUAUUUAAUCUAAGGUUUUCACAAUAAUUAUGUAAAGCAUACUUUAUGUCAAACUGUAGUUAUCUCAUAUUAUAUUUUAGUCGAUUUGGUAUGACGGGCGAGAGGAUAUUCUAUGCACAAUAAUUACUAAUGACGUAGCAUUUCAUUUAAUCAUUACUAAAAUAUAUUUUAAUGUCCUAUGUUAUAUGUCCCCGCCUAGAACGGAAACAUAUUCGGCUUAUAUAGCUCCUCUAAUCUAACUAAAUGAGUAGGAUCUAGACGUUUUAGUUACUAUGUUUAGGGUCUUAACACAACCGUCCAUCGGUUACUAAAUCUGUUCUUAAUGUAAAAACUUAACGCGCUAUCCGCUUCCCGCGUACUAAACUCGCUUGCUCCACAUUCGCUCUAGGGUAAUAUAAAACUUAGUAUACACUAUAAUUUCCAUAAUAUAAGCUGAAUAUAUAUCCGUUAGUACACUCGACGUAAAGUUAGUUUAUUUAAAAAUAAUAUAUGCCUAUCUGCCUUUACGGAAGUAUAUUAGUUUAACGAGUCGGGCACCCACGGUGAUGUAUUUCGAUUUAUUUUAAGUUUUAUUAUUUUGUGUGUAUAGAGUGCCAAAGGAGUUUGCGUUGAAGCCAUUUCAAACAGUCGACUUAACAUAUGAUGUGUAAUGUAUUUAUAAAAUGUAUUAGAUGAGCUUCGGGUGAGAGAGGAUGUUUGAGAGCACCUAUCUAUGUAGUUAUUUAUUUUUUUAUUUUAACAUAACUUACCCAUGUUAUUGAAUGACGACUGAAAUAAAAAUUAUCGAGUGUUUUUAAUCAAAGUAUCCGAUACUAUCGACUAAUGAAGCUAGAUUUUGUAACUUUUAUAUUAUUAUAGUUGUUUGCAAUAUUGUAUAAUGGCGUUAAUAUUUAAUAGACAGUUUCACGUUACGGGCGCGAGUUUACGAGAGUUUAUCGAAUGGUAAAUUCUACAUUUACAGUAAUGGCCAGUUCGAGACCAGAAAGAUUUUUGACUUGACGUUUGUUGCUUACACAAAGUAUCUCAAGACAACAUAAUUUUAAUGAAACGUUUGAUCUCGAAAAGCAACAAUGUUCAUUCAAGUUUGAAAAUCUUUGACUGUGGUAAUAAGCUCUAGGCCUUGUUAUAGUUGAUAGUAUCCAAUACUUGUCUCAAUACCAGGUGUCUCGUCAGCAAGUGACUGUACUAAUAAAACGAUUUGUAAUUAAGGUAUAAACUUACAAUAAAACCACGCAAUAUGCUUUAGGUAGGCGGUCAAGUGCAAUCUUUUGAUAUACUUCCAACUCUAGACGGUUACUUGCUGACUGACAAUAUGUUUAACUGCCUGUCUGUUUGUUAGCGUGACGCAUGAUCGACAAAGACCUCACUUUAGCGAAUUAUUUGCAAAACGCUGUUCAACAAAUUGAUAAAUUUUGUAUAAAUAUUUAUAACGAUAAUGUAACUGUUGAAAACAAAUAUUGUAACAGAUGACAUAUUAUAAGGUGCUUAUGAUUAUCGUUAUAAUACAAAGUUGUGCAUAUAA
Messenger RNA from Trichoplusia ni (cabbage looper), 6365 nucleotides. RefSeq names its product serine/threonine-protein phosphatase 2A 56 kDa regulatory subunit gamma isoform-like. Gene Ontology annotation, molecular function: protein phosphatase activator activity. Lineage: Eukaryota; Metazoa; Arthropoda; Insecta; Lepidoptera; Noctuidae. The record is from RefSeq and is a predicted model, not a curated record. The transcript has 11 exons. Gene Ontology annotation, biological process: protein dephosphorylation; signal transduction. Bases 1807 to 3525 code for a protein of 572 amino acids. Gene Ontology annotation, cellular component: cytosol; nucleus; protein phosphatase type 2A complex.